Molecule: messenger RNA, 749 nt
Organism: Linum trigynum
Lineage: Eukaryota; Viridiplantae; Streptophyta; Magnoliopsida; Malpighiales; Linaceae
Source: the annotation of a GenBank genome assembly
UUUUUGCUUCUCUUACUAGAACUGUUCCUCACUUCUCUCUCUAAAAAGAAGGGUUCUCACUUGGGCGUCGGAGUGCUAACGGACCAAACCGGUCCGCUAGGCGCUUGUGUGUGCAGGCAGGCGAACGAAGAGAAGCACGUUGGAGAUCGAAGCGCGGAGCGGAGAAGGAAGGCUUCUGGGCAUAAACAAUUGGCGCGCCAGAUAGGGGAAUAUAACCAACAAGACGCAUGGAGGCUCCAGGGUCAGGAGAGAAGGAUGGAGGCGCUGAGCGGCAAGAGCCUGGGACGGAAGUGACGAAGGGGGCGGACGAGCAUGACGGAAGGGGGAGUCCGAGGGUCGAGGAGAGCGCACAAACGGAAGGCGCCCAACUCUCGAAGGAGGAGUUGCUUCAGAUUAUCGAGAGCCAAGAUCACGCUCUCGAGAUCUUGAAGAAAGAGGUCGAGGCACUCAAGAAGGGAGGAGGCGACCCACCCACGCCUGGGUCAAAGAGAAGGGAGCGAUAUGAAGAGGGUGAAGGGGCAUCUAGCCUCACGAGGCGCACGGAGGAAAUGGGGCACUUGACCCGACACUUAAAAUCAGACUAUGAUGACGACAACGGUUGGGCGCAGAGGCGUGUCGGGAGAGGCUGGGGAGUUCGGCAGCCUUUGGCCAUGAGCAUCCUUGCCGAGCUGCCAAGCUCGGUCAUACCUGCCCUGCCAAGCUAUGAUGGGACGAUGGACCCGUAAGAAAGAUCAUCGAAGAUUCAUGCC